AUGACUCUCACAAGACAGGUUUGGGCUCUCCUGGGUCUCUCCAGUGCUUUGACUCAUGCAGCAAGCUAUCGUACUGUCGGCUCAUCGGGUUGCGCAGCGCAGAUGGUCUUUGUGCCUCCCUACACUGACACAGUAGUGUUCCUAGACAAUUAUCAUCGCAACUUUGGUGGCCCAGGAGUGAAUUUCCAGACUGGCGCUCAUUCUUCACACCCAUUCAUGCAGGACGAUGAUUCGGGACUGUUCGUCUUCGGUGUUGAGUACGAGUGGCGUACUAACAACCUCCGCAAGUUGACACCAAAAUCAAACACGUUCUGUGCUGCAGGCGCUUUCAUGCCAGAUGGUACCAUGGUCAAUGUCGCAGGUGCGGAACUCUACUCCGGUGAUGCCAACACCAAGCAUCUCCAGGACGGCCGUCAGACUGUGCGAAGGUAUGCACCAGGACCAUGCAAGAUUGAUGGAUGUACUAUGGAUUUCGAGGUCAAUGUCAAUGAGCUGCAGUCUCGAAGAUGGUACCCAACCUCCAUUACUAUGACAAACGGAGAUGUCCUUGUCGUUGGCGGCUCAGAUGUUGGUCUUCUUGUCACUAACGAAGCUUCAAUCAAUAAUCCCACCUAUGAGCUCAUCAAGGCCGAUGGCAGUAAAGCACCUCCUCAGAGAAACUUGACCAUCCUGGAGUUUGGCGCUGAGGAUAACCAGAACGCUGAUAUGUCUUUCAAUCUCUAUCCUAUCCUCCAACUUAUUCCGAAUGCCGAGGGUGCCGACCACAUCUUCACGCUUGCUGGAAAUCGGGCUAACGUGUAUAACUAUGGCACCGACGAAGUACACAAGGAUCUGCCAGAUAUUCCUGGAGGCCCGAGGACUUUCCCCGGAUCUGCUGCUGCUGUGUUGUUGCCCCUGGGCAUUGGUGCCUACCAGCCCACUAUUUUGGUGUGUGGUGGCAGCUCGGGAGACAUCCCCAAUCCCAAGGCUUUACCCGACUGCUACAGAAUCAGACCAAAUGACGAGAACCCUGUAUGGGAAGAGGAUGACGCAUUGCCGAAUGGUGGCCAGACAAUGAUUGAACCUAUACAACUCCCUGACGGCACGGUUGUCAUGAUGAACGGUGCGCACAAAGGAUGCGCUGGAGGCUACCAAGCCGAAGAUCCUGCAAUGCAAGCAUUGAUCUACGACCCAUACAAGCCCAAAGGGCAGCGCUUCACCAAAUCUGCCACAUCUGAGAUUCCCAGAAUGUACCAUUCUGUCGCCAUUCUCCUUCCAACAGGCGAGGUCCUGGUGGCUGGCAGCAACCCUGAUGUCUUCUACAACCCUGUCGGAAAAGUUAUGCAAGCAAACAAGAAGUAUCCUCUGUUCGGCAGCAACGGGCAUACAUCAUACCUUCAUCAACAACAGUCGCCUCACUCAGCAUAUCCUACCGAAUACCGCGUCGAGAUCUAUUCACCGCCUUACAUGGACCAUGCUGCUAGCCGUCCUUUCAUCACUGCCUAUCCCAUUUCUGUCAAGUAUAACGAGAAGUUUCAGAUUGCAGCUCAGGGAGCGCGAGAGGAUGUUGUCGUUCGACUUUCUUACUCUGGUUUCCAUACUCAUGGUGUUGACAUGGGAGCGAGAAUGGUACAACUGGAAGCUGUUUUGAGCCCUGAUGGAGAUGACAUGAUUGAUGUUAUUUCUCCGUUCAACCCCACAAUCAUGCCGCCAGGUGUUUAUAUGCUUUGGGUUAUUGAGAAGGGUAUUCCUUCUGAGGCGGUGUGGAUGAAGUUGGAACUUUGA
Molecule: messenger RNA, 1764 nt
Organism: Aureobasidium melanogenum CBS 110374
Lineage: Eukaryota; Fungi; Ascomycota; Dothideomycetes; Dothideales; Saccotheciaceae
Exons: 3
Coding region: 1-1764 (587 amino acids)
Source: RefSeq, a predicted model, not a curated record